GAUCCUUGCAGUCACGAAAGCUUCAAAUCUAGAAUUUGUGUGUUCAGUUUGUUGGCCUUCCCCCCCAACACCUCCGAUUAGCAAGUUUAGCUACAUAAGGUGCGAAAGAAGUUCAACAUCCGUACAUACAAGCACGACAGCACACAGUGUUGCUCGCUGGAUUUAACAGGAUUUUAUGCAGUUUUGCAACCUGCAAUCAAACGUACGGCUUGUUAAUGCAUCUGCAGCUUAUGGAUGAGUUGGAUUUUAAGAUUUUUUUUAAGGACAAUGCUGUAUCUUUUUCAUUAUUUUUCGGAGGCCCUCAUCCAUCAGUGAAUUGACAAAGGACUGUGCACAUACACAUGCAACAUGCUUUCUUCCAGCAGAUAAAGAGUGGUCUCAUUGCAGAGCGAUGGCAGAUAACUUGCGGUGGGGCAAAGUGUGGGUACUCCCACUGUGUACAGCAUGCCUGGAAAGAAUUCAAAGAGGAGGAUAAAUACAAACAAGUCAAAGUUCGCCUGUGUAGCCUGCAUACACUGUUGGGGCAAUUGCUGUUAGCGAACACCUAUGAAGGACAAAAUGGUACAUGCGGUGGUGUGGCCAACACCAUGCCCAACUGCUUUUGUCCCCCCGCUGCUGAUGUUUAAACAUCGCUGAAUCAAUCUAGGAGAAACCCAGGACUGGCUUAGAUAAUCACCAGUGAUGUUAGCGGUGGCUGGGAAUGGAACUGGUUGCUGGGCUUAUAGUGCAGUGCGCUAACCGCUACACAAGCACUUACACACAUUACAUGCACACACACCACAAACCCCUUUAGGCAAAUGGAAGUCGCGCUGGUGUUCCCCCUCUUGCGCGACGUUGCCACUUCCACACGUGGGGUAUCGCUUCGCUUGGCCCGCGGCGGCAGGAAGCCGGUACUGGUUGGCCAAAGGAGCAGAAGGAUUAGGGCAAAGCAUGAUUGACUUUUAAGGUGCUUCACAACGCAGGGUGACAGAUGAGAGGGGCGACCGGGAGCACUGAAGAUUUAUUAAGCGAGAGCCUACUCCCAAUCACUUAGCUCAAGGCUGUGAGUAAAUGAUGCAGCAUGCCAGCACAUUUUAAUUGGAGCGCUGCACUGCACAGACUGAGUAAAGACCAAAUUUCACGUGAGGUCGAUGAAGCAUAUAUUUCUUAGUGUUUUUUUCCAUCUAUGAUGUGGGGCUCACCAGGUAAACGAGUGCAACCCACAAGAAUAAUAAGGGGAGGUUGCGGAGAAGAGGGGGCGAGGUGGGGGAGGGGUGCUGCUUGUAAUCAGCGCUGGUUUGGGGUUGGGAGCAGCACAAGUAAGAAGGGAGCAGCAGUUGCAUAGCGGUAACGAGCCUGGGCACAACGAACACUGGCACAGUGCUUCACAUGAGAAGGUAGGAGGAUUACCAAUAUGUAAAAGGCAUUCUAAAUCCAUCAGUCAUUGCUGUUUGUAGCUCAUAAAAUUCAACCGUUGUAAAAAAAAAAAACAGGAUUAAUAUUUACCCAGAUUAAAUUUUCCCUACCGUCCGUUAAUUUCACAAAUCUGUCGGGGCGGAGUGGGGGGGAAGCAUGUCUGCCCUGCAGUGGAAUUCGGUGGGCCUGUACGCUUACGGCACGCUGCUGCUGCUCACCAGCGUCUCCGCCGUGGCCUCCAACGCCGCCUACCUGGUGCUCGUCGCCGCCUUCAAGCCGCUGCGCGCCCAGAGCUCCGUGUUCUCCGUCAACCUCGCCACGUGCGAUCUGCUCAUGGGGCUACUCUGGGCACCGGUCGCGGCCGUCGGCAGCCUACAGGCGGCGUCCGACCGGCAGCAGCCCCCUAUCAACGCGAGCGCCGCCGCCGCCGCCGCGACGUCGGAGUGGAACGGUACCCUGUGCCAAGCCCAGGCGUUCACCUUCCAGCUGCUGCAGGUGGCGUGCGUGCUCUCGCUGACGCUGAUCAGCGCGGCGCGCUUCGUCGAGAUCCGCUUCUCGCUGCAGUCGGCCGGGCGGGGGCUGUCGGGCGCCCGCGGCGCCCGCGUGGUGGCCGGCGUGUGGGCGUACGCGCUGCUCACGGCAUGUCUGCCCUUCGCCGGCGUGGGUAGCUACGGCCUGGUGGCGGGCGGCGCGCGGGGGUCGUGCGGGCCCGUGUUUGGCGUGGUGCGCCCGGCGCUGCAGUGCGCGCUGGUGCUGGGCGCCGGCGCGGUGCUGCCGAUGCUGGCACUGUGCGCCAUGUACGGCUACAUCGUGCGGGCGGCGCGCCGGCAGGCCAAGAAGGGCACCUUCAUCUGCAACGACGAGCACUGCUACUACGUGCCGGCCAACCGCUACAUCAAGUGCACCAUCCCGCUUAUCACCGCCGUCGUGACGAUGCUGGUCUGCUGGAGUCCCUACGUCGCCGUGGGUUUCUACUCGGCGCUGGGAGGCCUCCCCGUGCCGCCCAUCGCACAGGCCAUGGCCACCUGGUUGCUCGUCUUCACGUCUGUGCUCAAUCCCUGGACCAACUCUCUCCGACAAAAGAAAUUCCAAAACGCCCUGCACUCGGGCUGGGAGCGAGCAAGGCGGUUCCUGACGGGCGGCCCCGGACCAGGACCCGGACCGGGGGGCACAGGGGACAGGGACCGGGCCUCCUCCGGGAAAGACCCUCAGCUCAGGGUCCCCGGCGAUGGGGAAGAGGCAGUCAGCACUGCGACCUCCUCCUUACCCGCGUGACGACAUGCAACCCGGCGACUAUGAAUGCUUUCGUCUUAUAAGGUGGUUGUUCCGUGGAGGUGAUUGCUCCACUCCACAGCAAUGCGGAAUUUCCAUAACCGGCUAAGGGCCGGUGAGGUACCGUGAUUGGCACUGCCCAUGGCACACAGAAUGAAAUAGGACCCCCUCCUGUCUGCCCUUCCCCCCUCUGCCACUCUGACACGUGGGCACGGUGCAGUUGCACCACCUGUACACUCGAUAGCGAAGCCAAUGACUAGAAUGCUGACCUUUCACUUAUACGCACAGUUGCUUAAAUUUAUGGGUGCGAAAAAGUGUGGUAGUGACGAUAUUGACAUGAGUGGCCUCACUUUCUGUAAUGAGUUGCAUUUCCAAGGCUUUUAGCGGAGUGGAUAUUCGAAACGAUACAAAAUUUCGUAUCUAAAUUUAUCAGAAAAUCGGGAGCACAUUCCUCAACAUUGUUAUAAAACUUUGGGUUAAAACAUUAAAUGUCUGCGUUAUUAUAAGUAAAUCUCACUUGUGUGCUUUUAACGGUGUAUACGGAUCACAAACUGUUAUUUGUGUAAAAGACAGAUAGAAUAGGAAAUGAAUAAACUUUGUCUUUCAAGGCACCUUCCUUAAAACUCAGGGUCCUGGAUACACAUGAAAACUUUUAAUUCCAUGCAAUUAAUGUAAUAUUUUGGUUAAUCUAAGUCAUUAGAGUACAUUAUAAAUAACAUUUAAAAAAGUGUAUGACGUUUGAAGUGGAUUUUGUUUAACCAGUUGACAACUCGAGAGAUACGGAUCGUGUCAUUUGCAAGAGUGACCCUGGGGCAUUUUUCUGCCAGUAGAGGGCGAUGAUUGCUGUCUAUCGUCCCAAAUGAGUCAUAUGCAGUGUCAUGUAUUUUUUUAUUUGACCCUAACGCCAGCGCACAAUGGCUUACUCCUGCAAAUGACCUCGGGAAAUGUUUACCGUUCAGUGUGUACCAGACGGUGUAUUUUAGAUUGAGAGCCGCUGCAAUAAUCGGAGCGAUCGCCGGGAUCGAACUGUGAACCUGCACAACAAGCAGCGGAUGCGCUGCCGCUGGGAAACGUCACGGCCCAGAUGGAAUGAACGAGGAUAGAAACAAAUUGAGGAACGCAGACUGCUAGGAUACGGUCACGUCGGGAUAUGAUGCCACCAAACGGGAAUCCAGGAAAAGCAAUGGUGCCACGUGUGGAAUAGAACAGAGGCACAGGGCGACCAAGACAAAUGUUGACUGGAUAGAGUGAGAGGAAUGACACGGAUACAUCAGCCACAGGUGGAAUAUGAUGAUGAUUGUCAACAGUUGACUGCUGCUGCUACUAUUUCCAGUGCAAAAUUGUGGAUACAACCACCUCUUUAACUGCCGCGUGAUAACCUAAAUCAACAUUUGGUGUCUCAUUAAUGCCCGUGCUCUUAGUCACGGCUCAGCUGAGGCUUGGCUCUGGCUCAAGUGAGCCAGCUCGCAGUCGUACUUAGCUUAAGCCGGCUCUGAGCACGGUCCCAGCCACGCUCAGGAUUUUCCACGAGCUGAUCCCGAGCCAAGCUGCGGCCGUUACUGCUUGCUCACGCGUCUUUGGAAGCUACUUAGUGGGUCAAGUCUGAGCUGAGCUCUAACUGAGACUAUGGCCUCUAAGUUUCCUCCACUCCAGAGGUGGAGAAGAUUACUUUUCCGCGUCGACAAAUAGGUACGUACGCAUGUACGUUGAACUUCUUUCGCACCGUACGUAGCCAACCGUGAUAAUCAGAUGCGGGUUAUCACGAAAAGCAUAUGCACAAUGGUUUAACUGAGUGUUAAGGUUAUGUUUUAGGAUUGCCCUUCAUUGGGAUGUUUGGCCAAUUCCAUAGCAUCGAGUUUUAUUUAGUUAUUAUUGUAUUCAUGUUACUUAUUCGUGUAACGUGUUUAUCGUUUGAGCAGUAAAAUAAAAGUAUAUUCCCCUUUGAGUUUACAUGUGCAUACAUGUAAUACAUACAUAAAUGUAUGAGCGUAUACAUAUAUUCUACUAUAUAUUGUUCGUGAUAUGAACGUAUGUACUGUUAUCGAGUGCCAAUUAAUGGUAACAUGGCAUACAAGAGGGUGGGUCUGGCCACCUUUGUUACUCCAGGGCUGAUGUUUGUACACUCCACGACAAGGUAACCUUUCAGAUAUCACUUGGUACUGUUAUCCAUGGGCAGGAAUUGAACCCUGGAAGAAAACAAUAAAGAGGCGAAUGAGAGUAGCUUGAAGUUUUUUGGGAAAACAGAACUUCACAAUUUAAAUCACCAACACCAUUGGUUCUGAACAAGAACGUUUUUAAAUUUGAAAAAUAUCUCCCAUCACCUGUGGGGGCAAGUGCUGUUAGGGAGUAGCACCUAUGAAGGCCGGCACGGCACACGAGGAGGUGGGUGACCAGCAACCACGCCCGGCCGCCUUUGUCUCCCCAGUACUGAUGUUGUAUACACACCGCCUAUCAGGUACUCACAAAUGUAUACACACACAUGCAUAAAGCACACGCAAUUCAUGCACUGAUUGUUCACACAUGGCUGAAUAUUAGCCCCACAAACUUUGAAUGAGACCGGACAAUUCAAUUGAUAAAAAACACUCACAACGAUCCUCAUUAGCCCUGUGUUACAACAGACAAAACAUGCGUGAGUAAUAGGCUAACGUUUCAUGGAUAUGUCCCUUCAGAGAAGAGGACAAGAUAUUGACUGACUUGAAGUUGUAGAUUGAAUGUUACGCAUGGGCCAUGAAAAAAUUAUAUGUUCAUUUAUUAUUUGUUAAACAUAUUUCUGUCACAGCUAUCUGCUCCAAAUAAGGGCCGUUACCUGAAAUGUAAGCCCGUUAUGUAAGUUUCUGCUGAAACGAGCGCGUUAUUAAUACAUGUAAUGCAUUUGUGGUUUUGCUUGUGUACCACUGAUGACGCAAUUUCUCAAUGUUUUGUAUACUGUCAAUAAAGUGGCUUUCAUGUGUCAA
Petromyzon marinus (sea lamprey) is the source of this 5621-nucleotide messenger RNA. Its product is annotated as melanopsin-like. NCBI's taxonomy places the organism in Eukaryota, Metazoa, Chordata, Hyperoartia, Petromyzontiformes, Petromyzontidae. The record is from RefSeq and is a predicted model, not a curated record. Gene Ontology annotation, biological process: G protein-coupled receptor signaling pathway. Gene Ontology annotation, cellular component: membrane. Gene Ontology annotation, molecular function: G protein-coupled receptor activity.